Miscanthus lutarioriparius is the source of this 231-nucleotide messenger RNA. The record is from the annotation of a GenBank genome assembly. NCBI's taxonomy places the organism in Eukaryota, Viridiplantae, Streptophyta, Magnoliopsida, Poales, Poaceae.
AUGGAGAGGCGGCGACUCCUCCUUCACCAUGCACAUCUGAAGGGGAACAGAGGGAGAUUAGAAGACAGCGGAAUGAGCAUGAGCCUCACCGUGGUUCAAUAUUUGGGCUUGUACGGGAAGGAGAAAGAGAGGCCAGAUCUCGUGAGCGUCUCACCUCCACCAAGCCUGAGCAAGGAGGAGCACGCCAACGAUGACAUUGGACAGCAGAUGCAUGGAGAUGACAGACUAUGA